UCUUAUCACAUUUCAAAUUUAAUUUCUCCCAUUUCCCGGAUUGUUUUCGAUAAAUUAUCGUGUUUCUCGAAUUUUCGCAAUCCCUUCAACCAAAUUUUCAAUGCUGUCUGAAGUCUAUAAAACUCUACUUCUCGCCGUCUGCUGCUUUUCUGCCGUCGAUGGAUUCCGUAAUGUGUGCUCUGGAUCCGAUUUGAGCGUGAGAUCCAACUUGGACGUUAAGCAGCUCAGUGAAUUGCUGAAGGAGGAUCCGUGUACUCAUGUUGCUGGGGAUGUUGUGAUUGAGAACUUGACUGACAUCGCAAUUCCAAUUGAAGUCUACAAACGUGUUCGCCACGUGCACGGAUCGAUAAUCAUUGCGAACAACACAAAUAUCAGCUCUCCAAUCCAUUUCCCGUCUCUCCGGUCCAUCAAUGCAUCGCUUCUUCCGUGCAUUUUGGUCCUCUUCAACGAAAACGUCAAAUUUUCAGUUGGCGGUCAAUUUUCGAAGGCUCUGACCCAACAUCCGAUAAAGUUUGCGGUUCUUAAAAAUAAGAAUCGUGUUAUUGAUAUGAAUGAUUACAACUUGUGGUAUUUGGCGGGACAUCCAGCUCGUACAUUCCUUAUCGACUCGAGUCUCUCCGCAGAAAUUUGCCUGGAGGAUGUAUUCAAACCACUCGCCGGAAUCAUGGGUUUCCUGUUUGUAGCACUUGCUUCCGCGUUGUCUACGAUCUUGUUCUAUGACCGAUCGAACUGAUGAACAAUCUCUGUACUAUUUCAUAUGGACAAUAAAAUAGUUUACACAC
Molecule: messenger RNA, 782 nt
Organism: Caenorhabditis elegans
Lineage: Eukaryota; Metazoa; Nematoda; Chromadorea; Rhabditida; Rhabditidae
Gene: irld-1
Product: Receptor L-domain domain-containing protein
Exons: 5
Coding region: 101-733 (210 amino acids)
Source: RefSeq, marked reviewed